AAAAAGCUAAAGGUAAAGGGCAGAGUCAAGCCAGAGUGAAUAUCAGUGCUGCCCUAGUUGAGGAUAUUAUCAAUCUGGAGGAAACCAAUGAAGACAUGCAGGCAGUGGUAGAAGCUCUGAAAGAAGAUUUCAGCAGAAAUCUCAGUGUUAGAACCUCACCAGGGGCCCUCGACCACAUAAUCGUGAUGACAAAAGACGGGAAGUUUCCGCUGAACCAGCUGGGGCAGAUCUCACAGAAGUCACCGCAGCUCAUUGUCGUGAACAUGACCAAUUUUCCAGAGAGCACAGCUGCAGUGACGAAGGCUAUAAGGGAGAGCGGCAUGAACCUGAACCCAGAAGUGGAUGGGACAAUAAUUCGGGUGCCAGUUCCUAAGGUAACGAGAGAGCACAGGGAGAGCCUGGCCAAGCUCGCCAAGCAGUCCACCAACAAGUCCAAAGAGGCCCUGAGAAAGGUGCGAAGCAAAAGCAUCAACCAGGUAAAGAAGUUCAAGGGCAAAGUGUCUGAAGAUACCAUCUGGCUGUUAGAAAAACAGAUCCAGCAAAUGGCAGAGAGCACCACGGCCGAGAUGGACAAGCUGCUGGCAGCGAAGACCAAGGAGCUUCUUGGAUAAACGCCAUCCCAAUGGACGCACUCCCCCUCCUCGAGCAAGGACAGACUGCCACCACCCUGCCCAGAGCCCGCAGCCUCGGCCGAUGGGCACGGCUGGCUCUGCCAGCCC
Apaloderma vittatum (bar-tailed trogon) is the source of this 719-nucleotide messenger RNA. RefSeq names its product mitochondrial ribosome recycling factor (gene MRRF). NCBI's taxonomy places the organism in Eukaryota, Metazoa, Chordata, Aves, Trogoniformes, Trogonidae. The record is from RefSeq and is a predicted model, not a curated record. Gene Ontology annotation, cellular component: mitochondrion. Gene Ontology annotation, biological process: translation. The coding region runs from base 96 to 611 and encodes 171 amino acids. The transcript has 6 exons. Gene Ontology annotation, molecular function: ribosomal large subunit binding.